This is a messenger RNA of Prosopis cineraria, 486 nucleotides long. RefSeq names its product putative receptor-like protein kinase At3g47110. Gene Ontology annotation, molecular function: protein binding. The transcript has a single exon. NCBI's taxonomy places the organism in Eukaryota, Viridiplantae, Streptophyta, Magnoliopsida, Fabales, Fabaceae. Bases 1 to 486 code for a protein of 161 amino acids. The record is from RefSeq and is a predicted model, not a curated record.
AUGUGUAUUAUAUUCCUAGAUACACAACACUUUGCAAAUUUCACAAAGUCUGAUUCGCUGAACGUGGGAAAACCUCCUUUCUUGGUUUCCAUCUUCUUGUUUUAUUGCUUCAUGCCUUCCUUAGCUUUUAUUGAGACAAACAACACCAUGGAUAAAUCCACACUUCUUGCCCUAAAAACUUCUAUCACUUUGGAUCCAUAUGAUUUCCUUGCUAAUUGGUCUGCAUCUUCUCCUCCAUGUAAUUGGGCUGGUGUCACUUGCAUCAUACACCAUGGAAGGGUCCAUUCCCUGAAUCUUGGUGGCAUGGGUCUUAGAGGCACCAUAUCUCCACAAUUAGGACAUCUCUUAUUCCUUGUUGAACUUGAUCUUAGUAACAACAGCUAUUAUGGUCAAAUACUAGAAGAGUUAGUUGGAUUGCAUAGAUUGAAACUAUUCAACUUGAGCUACAAUUACUUUACUUUGAUGGACAAUUUCCAGCAUGGAUAG